AUGGCAGUUACUAUUGGUGUUUCAUUCGAUCUUUUGGGUUCUUUGAUCGCGGUUCACCCGUCUGCAGGUCAUCAAUAUGCCAUCGACAUGGUAAAAUUUCUGGAGAAAAAAGGUAUACGUGAGCCAAAUAUAAAUAUUGAGAUUUUAGAUGCAAACGCUUUUCGUGCUUUAAAGACAGAACUUACAAAUGAUCGUGCAAAGUGGGUUUCACAAGGAUUGGGUGAAGCUAAAAUGAUGCCAAUUGGGGGAACUACAGAGGAAUCUGUAUUGGAUUUCUGGUCUCGCGUUAUUCAUCGUUCAUUUGAUGACGAUGGGGCCUUCUGUAAUUAUGAUAAGAGAGUAAUGUCUGUUUUGCAAGAGUCAAGUAAUUCCCCUGAAUGGAAUGAAUUUUUAAAAAGUGUUUUUGAAAGAUUUGCAACACCGGAGCCAUACCGCUGGCUUCCUGAAGCACUUCCUACACUUUCUGCACUGGAAGAAUGGAGAGGACAUAAACAUUCCCGUGGGAUUAAGUGCACACCUCCAGCAAUAUUGACCAACGCCGAUUAUCGUUUUGUCUCUGUUGUAAAGGAGAUGGUGAAACAACAUAGUAAUAAACCUUUGAUUGGCUCUUUAUUCUCAGCUGAUAGGGUUGGUGUUGGUAAACCAUCUGCGCGAGGAAUUUCUUUGGCUUCUAAAGCCUCUGGAGUUACAUCGAUGAAACAUUGGAUUCAUGUUGGAGAUGGGGAAGAAGAUCGUUUGGCUGCAGAACGGGCUGGAUGUCAUUUCUUGCAUUGUUCACCCACAAAAGGCCCUGAAUGGGCACGGCUGCGAGGAAUGUUAGAGGAAGUAUGUGGUAGCGUGGAUAAACGAGUUUCUGUUGCUACCUGA
Molecule: messenger RNA, 867 nt
Organism: Trypanosoma theileri
Lineage: Eukaryota; Euglenozoa; Kinetoplastea; Trypanosomatida; Trypanosomatidae
Exons: 1
Coding region: 1-867 (288 amino acids)
Source: RefSeq, a predicted model, not a curated record